This is a messenger RNA of Leptopilina heterotoma, 1614 nucleotides long. RefSeq names its product ATP-dependent DNA helicase pif1-like. Bases 1 to 1614 code for a protein of 537 amino acids. The record is from RefSeq and is a predicted model, not a curated record. Gene Ontology annotation, molecular function: DNA helicase activity. The transcript has a single exon. NCBI's taxonomy places the organism in Eukaryota, Metazoa, Arthropoda, Insecta, Hymenoptera, Figitidae. Gene Ontology annotation, biological process: DNA repair; telomere maintenance.
AUGAUUUUUGAUAAUAAUUUACCUGUGGAAAUAUCGCUUCAAAAAUCAUUACUUUUAAUUAAUGAAGUAUUUAAUUUUCAUGGAUUUACAUUACAUCAAUUUGGUUUACCAAACAUCGAUCUAAAAAUUCUUGAAGAUUAUAAUUCUGUUGAUAAGGAAAAUAAUGCGUUAACAUUACAAUUGCUAAAAAAAGAAGCUAAUAAUCUUAUUGAAAGUUUGAAUGAUGAACAACCGCAAGUUUUUAAUAAUGUUAUGAUGGCCGUACAUAAUGAUGAAUAUGACAGUAUAUAUUUUUUUCUUGAUGGACCUGGAGGAAGUGGUAAAAGCUAUUUACACAAUACAAUUAUUACUACAGUCGAAAGUGAGGAAAUAGUAGUUUUAUCAGUUACUUGGACUGGUAUAGCGGCUAAUCUUCUAAAAGGAGGACGAACGUCACAUUCUAUGUUUAAAUUCCCUAUACCAAUCAAUGAAGAUUCAACAUGUAAUAUAAGUGGAAUGUCGAAACAUGCUGAACUUUUAAGGAGUGCAAAAAUUAUUAUUUGGGAUGAAAUUUCAAUGGCCCCAAAAUAUGCUUUACAAGCAAUGGAAUCCAUGUUAAGAGAUAUUACAAAAUGUAAUAAACCGUUUGGAGGUAAAGUUAUUUUGCUUUCAGGAGAUUUUAGGCAAACUUUGCCAAUUGUUCCGCAUGGUAGUCGCACUCAUAUUGUUGAGGUAUGUGUAAAAAAUAGUAAAUUGUGGCAAUACUUUGAAACUAGGUCUUUAAACGUUAACGUUAGAUUACAUGAUAAUCAGGUAAAGUUUUCAAAUUGGUUAUUGAAUGUUGGUGAUGGCAAACCUCAAAGUACGUUUGAAAAAGAAAAUGAUGCACUAGAAAUUCCUCAGGAUUUGAUAUCGAAUGGGAAUUUAAUUGAUGAAAUAUAUGGGCCAUCGAUAAAUCCAAAUGAUGUGAGUGUUUAUUCUUCUUGUAUUCUAUCAUUGACUAAUUCAGAAGUAUUAAACUUAAAUGAUCGUAUUUUGUCAAAGUUAGAAGGAGAAAAAGUAAUUUAUUAUAGUAUUGAUUCACAUGUAUCUGAUGAUGAUGCAAAAGAUGAAAAUAAUAUUGUUCCAGUAGAGUUUUUAAAUAGUUUAACACCAGAUGGUAUGCCUCCUCAUAAAUUAUCCUUGAAGAAAGGAUGUAUAAUUAUGCUUUUAAGAAAUAUGAAUUUGGUUCAAGGAUUAUGUAAUGGGACUCGAUUAGUUGUAAAAUCUUUAUUGAAACACGUUAUUGCUGCAGAAAUAAUUACUGGCAAAUCUAAAGGUGAAAUAGUUUUUAUUCCUCGUAUUGAUUUAUCUCCUUCAGAACAUACAUUUCCUUUUAAAAUGGUUAGAAGACAAUUUCCAAUUAGACUUGCUUAUGCAAUGACUAUCAAUAAAUCUCAAGGACAAUCUUUUGAUAAAGUAGGAAUAUUUCUACCUAUUUCUGCAUUUGGUCAUGGUCAAGUUUAUGUUGGUUGUUCUAGAGUCAAAUCUAAAGAAAAUUUAAAAUUUCAAGUCCUAGACAAUGCUGUAGUCAAGAACUUAGAAUAUCCGCAAAAAUUAUACAUUAAAAAUAUUGUUUUUCAUGAAAUACUGUGA